This is a messenger RNA of Hemiscyllium ocellatum (epaulette shark), 4342 nucleotides long. RefSeq names its product D-amino-acid oxidase, tandem duplicate 2 (gene dao.2). The transcript is spliced from 11 exons. The record is from RefSeq and is a predicted model, not a curated record. Lineage: Eukaryota; Metazoa; Chordata; Chondrichthyes; Orectolobiformes; Hemiscylliidae. The coding region runs from base 175 to 1209 and encodes 344 amino acids. Gene Ontology annotation, molecular function: FAD binding; D-amino-acid oxidase activity.
GAGUGAGCGCCUGCCUGUGCACCCAUGGGCAGAGCGCGCACCCUGUCGCCAACGAGGAAAGCGCAUGGGCCCCCGGGAAGAAAGUGAGAUGGUCGGCUAGGAGCGUGAGGGAGAGUGGUCUGGGAAUCAAAUAGCUCCUGUCCUUUGGAGACAUUAGGUGAUCGACACAAGAAAAUGCAAGUUGCGGUGAUUGGUGCUGGUGUGAUUGGUUUGUCUACAGCUCAAUGCAUCAUUGAACGCUUUCACUCUGUAGUCAAACCGUUGAAUAUUGUGGUUUACGCAGAUCAGUUUACACCACAUACUACAAGCGAUGGAGCUGCAGGAUUAUGGCAACCGUAUGUGAUAGAUCGAGGAAUCCCAGAGGAAGUCAAAUGGAACAAGGAAACAUUUGAAUACCUUCUGAAGUAUGUGAAUUCACCUGAUGCCAAUGAGAUGGGCUUGUUUUUGCAGUCUGGAUACAACAUCUUCAAAGAACCACCGCUGGACCCAUCCUGGAAAGAUGCUGUUUUGGGGUUUAGACAUUUGACAGAAGAAGAACUUAAAUUGUUUCCUGGAUUUAGCCAUGGGUGGUUUAACACUGCACUAAUGUUGGAGGGAAAGAGCUACUUACCAUGGUUGAUGGAGAGGUUAAAAGAACACGGAGUCCAGUUUGUCCAAAAGAAAAUACAUUCCUUCCAGGAGUUAUCUCCAGAUUUUGAUGUGGUAGUGAAUUGUACGGGCAUUCGAGCACAAGAGCUGCAGCCAGACCCAGAACUGAUACCUGCUCGAGGACAGAUCAUAAAGGUUUAUGCACCAUGGAUAAAGCACUUCAUUAUUUCACAUGAUCACAGGGCUGGAAUUUAUUCCAAACCAUAUAUUAUACCAGGAAGCAAAUUAGUAACUGUGGGAGGAAUCUUCCAACUUGGGAAUUGGAAUGAGGAGAAUGAUCCCAAAGACCACAACACAGUGUGGGAAGGUGGAUGCGAGCUUGUACCUAGUCUGAAGAAUGCCAAGAUUGUCGAAGACUGGACUGGACUUCGACCUACCCGGAACAAAAUUCGAAUAGAGCGACAAAUCUUUAAUACAGGGACAAAGAAAUUUGAGGUGAUUCAUAACUAUGGUCAUGGGGGUUAUGGUCUGACUAUUCACUGGGGCUGUGCCAUGGAAGUAGCAAACAUCUUUGGAAGGAUUCUUCAAGAGAAGAAACCCAGCUGGAGAUCCCGGUUGUAAUGAUUCAGAGUCACACUUACCUGUCUGCCUUGCUGUCACUUCUGCUUUUUCAAAUGAUGAUGAUAAAUGGCCCCAAAACAAGUAGAAACUUCUCCUCGUUAACUCCGAUUUUCAUGAGUUGGAAAGCCUCCCAAGAUAUUUGAAAACGACAGACAGAUUCUGCCCCCAUUCUUGGUACUUCCGAAUUUCACUGGCACAGGAUAUUGUUGUGGGUAGUGAACCCAACCCCUGCAUUUUAUUUUUUCUUAAUUAUUCACUCGUGCAACGUGGGCGUCACUAGCUGGCCAGUAGUAAUUGCCUGUCCCUAACUGUCCUUGAAUGGAGUGACUUGCUAGGUAAUUUCAGGGGGCAGUUGAGAGUCAAACACAUUGCUGUGGGAGAGGAGUCACAUGUAGGCCAUACCAGGUGGUGAUAGUGGACUUCCUUCCCUGAAGGACAUUAGUGAGCCAGAUGGGUUUUUUAAUAAUUGGCAAUAGUUUCACAGUUAUCAAUAGAUCCUUAAUUCCAGCUAUUUGUUUCCCUAUUGAAUUCAAUUCCACCAUCUGCUGUGAUGCAAUUUAAACCCAGGUCCCUGGAGCAUUAGCUGAGUUUCUGCAUUAAUAAUCUAAGGAUAAAACCACUAGGCCAUUGCACCCCUGUAUGAGGAUAGACGUCUCCUAGCACAUGCGAUUUUCAUGGAAUUGGGCCAGGUUCUGGAGGAGGUGUCAAGAGCAAUAGACUGGAUUCAGGAAUCUUUUCAAAAGGUUUUACCUGUGCUACUUCUAUGCCUUCCAUUCUCCUCCAUUUCAAUUUAGUGCUAUCUCAUGUUGCCGCACAACUUUCUGGCCCCUUACUGCCUCAGUGCCUAUUCUUGUUCUACCCAACUCCUCCAUGCAAACCCACCAUCUUUCUCUGCUCGUUUACCAAAUAUACACAGUGGGCAGAGCCAGUGAACCAUACAGUAACAAUGGCAAGUGUAAGACUACUCAGAAAAAACCCAUUCACAGUUGUUUAAGAAAAAGAAACUAGUGUUCAUAAAACCAUUUAAAAGGUUCAAUGAGACAGAUUAUUAAAGUAUAAAAUGGAAAGGCUUUAGCAACUUAAUACCCCCAAAUGUUAUGAAAAUAAACUUUAAAUCAUUAACAUAAUGCUUCCCAAGCUUUCUCUCACUGUGACCCCAUUUCAGCACUUGAAAAUUGUUGCUAAAUGUACACAUGCCAGAUACUCACUGGUGAACUUUGGAAAUUUGUAGUAGGGAUUCACUGUGUUAAUCACUUUGUGGCCCAGUGCAGUGAUACAAAUUCAUAUUAAUGUGAUUUUGUUCCUUACUUUUUUAAACGCUGAUUUUUUUUUUCUUUCCAGUCUACAUGUCAGACUUGACAGGAGGUCCAGAGCACUGCUCUUUUUAAGCUGUCUGGAUAUCCCAAUUUGUCUUGGUCUGUCAUGAUAUAUUGUCCAGACAAAUGACAGGAGAAAAGAUUAGUAUCCUAAUUCUUUAAUCAUGUUAAUCAAUUUCUUUUAAAGAGAAAAAUCUGCAACUUCACAUGAGCAUUAAUCAUAAGUUGAAUUAUCUCACCAGCUGCAGAACUUUUUCCAUUUAAGUUGUUCUACUGUGAAUUUUAUUUGCUGUGUUUCAUAGUAUCAAGCUACUUUUGUCUGCUUUUUGUCUUUUAUAGAAAUGAUUUGGAUGUGAAUACAGGAGGUGUGGUUAGUAAAUUUGCAGAUGACACCAAAAUUGGUGGUGUAGUGAACAAUGAAGGUUACCUCAGAGUAGAACAGGACCCUGAUCAGUGGGCCGUUGGGCCGAGGAGUGACAGAUGGAGUUUAAUUUAUCUAAAUGUGAGGUGUUGCAUUUUGGUAAGGCAAAUCCAGGACAGGACUUAUACAAUCAAUGAUAAGGUUCUGGGGAGUGUUGCCAGACAAAGAGACCUUGGGUUGCAGGUUUAUAGUUCCUUGAAGCUGGAGUCGUAGGUUGACAGGAUAGUGAAAGUACGCUUGCCUUUAUUGGUCAGUACAUUGAAUAUAGGAGUUAAAAAUCACACAACACCAGGUUAUAGUCCAACAGGUUUAAUAUAGGAGUUGUGGCUGUACAAGACAUUGUUAGGCCACUUUUGGAAUGCUGCAUUAAAUUCUCAUCUCUCGGCUAUAGGAAAAAUGUUGUGAAACUUGCAAGGAUUCAGAAAAGAUUUACAAGGCUAUUGUAAGAGGUGGAGGAUUUGAGUUAUAGCGAGAGGCUGAAUACGCUGGAACUAUUUCCCCUGGAGCGUUAGAGGCUGAGUGGUAACUUUUUCGAGGUUUAUAAAAUCAUGAGGGGCAUGGAUAGGGUGAAUAGCCAAGAUCCUUUUCCUAGAGUAGGGGUGUCCAAAACUAGAGGGCAUGGGUUUAAGGUGAGAGGGGCAAGAUAUAAAGAGACAACACUUUCACAUAGAGGUGGUGUGUCUAUUGAAUGAGCUGCCAGAGGAGGUAGUGGAGGCUGGCACAAUUACAACAUUUAAAAGGCAUCUGGCUGGAAACAUGAAUAGGAGGGGUUUCAAGAGAUUUGGGCCAAAUUCUGGCAAAUGGGAUGAGAUUAAUUCACGAAAUCGGGUUGACAAGGACAAGCUGGACCAAAGGGUCUUUCUGUGCAGUACAACUCUUAUGGCUCUGUGGCUUUAAGUUUUUUAAUUGAAUCUUACCAAGUAGAAAUAAAGUGUUUUUAUAAUGGGAUCUGCAAUGAUUGCAAAUAAUCAUCCAGUCAAUAAUUACCUAAAUGUUGAAAACACCUUGAAUGUAUUUAGUGAACUAAAUACAAAUAAUAAGACAAAUUUAGGUUUAGAAAUUACUGACUUCAAAAAAAUUCAUGAAAAUACAGCUCAAAAAUAUAUUCAUACUGCACUUUUGAUUUUUCACAAAGCAUUAUUGUAGUUGUUAUAUUAAAUCUAAAAAGUGCACAACCUUCAUACUAUCAGAACGUGAAAGAAGGAAGAGUGAGACCAGUGGCUCUUUGAUGUUAUGUUAUUAUAUCAUCACAUUAGCAACAUGGAAUGAAUUGACAAGACCAUCUUUUGACAAAAGUAACUAAUCUGUUGAACAUAAUUGACUCUGCCAAACAGAAUAGUGUAAUAUAAUAUUGUUCUUUACAACAAAAUUGUUGUGAGUUGAUAUCAUUAGUAUA